AUGCAUCAAGCAAGGCUUGUGCUUGGUCGCAUCGUACCUGUCGCCUUCAAGCACAGCUCCAUCUCGCGAUCUGCGCGCCCGCUGCACACCAUGGCUACUUCCACGCCGAGCUUCAUCGACAUUGGCGUCAACCUCACCGAUCCGGUCUUUCGCGGCUCGUACCACGGCAAGCAGUCGCACGCAGACGAUCUCGACGUCGUGUGCGAGCGAGCUGCACACGCUGGGGUAGUGGCGCAGAUCCUCACGGGGGGUAAUCUGGCCGAAUCGCACGAGGCGCUUGCACUUGCACGGCGAUCCGACGCAUUCUACUCGACGGCAGGAUGCCACCCGACACGCACCUCGGAGAUGGAGUCGUACGAGCGGGGCGCCGAGGCGUACCUGGGCGAGAUUCGAGAUCUCAUCCGGAGCGAUGCGCGCAAGGUAGUGGCGGUGGGCGAGUGUGGUUUGGACUAUGACCGGCUCCAUUUCUCGCCCGCCGAGGUGCAGAAACGACACUUUGCGACGCAGCUCGAACUGGCCAUCGAGGUCAAGUUGCCACUGUUUCUGCACUCGCGUGCUGCACAUGCUGACUUCGUAGCUAUCCUACGUCCACGCAUCGAGGAGAUUCACUCCGCACUCAGCGUAGACGCACCAGCGCAUAGCGAUUCGAGCGCAAAACGCGUGGGCGUGGUACACAGCUUUACGGGCACGAUCGACGAGGUGGACGAGCUGCUAGCUUUGGGUAUGUUUAUCGGUAUCAAUGGCUGCUCACUCAAGACGGAUGACAAUCUGGCGGUGGUGGAGCGCAUCCCGUUGUCGAGGUUGAUGCUCGAGACCGAUGCACCGUGGUGCGACCCUCGAUCGACCCAUGCCUCGCACAAGCACAUUCAGGCGUUCAAAGCGUCGCAUCCGGACCUGCAUGCUCGAUACCAACCCGCAGCAGUCAAGAAGGAGAAAUGGACCGCACAGAACAUGGUCAAGGGCCGAAACGAGCCGUGCACAAUCGGACUCGUUGCAGCCACGGUUGCAAGCGUCAAGCAGCUGUCCAUAGAAGAGGUCGCAGAAGCGGCAACGUCGAAUGCGCGAUGGCUCUUCAAUCUGCCCUAG
Molecule: messenger RNA, 1086 nt
Organism: Moesziomyces aphidis
Lineage: Eukaryota; Fungi; Basidiomycota; Ustilaginomycetes; Ustilaginales; Ustilaginaceae
Source: the annotation of a GenBank genome assembly